GCUCUGUUGGAAAAGAUUCAAGUGUAUCAUUUAGUCUACAGCCAAAAUGGGAAGGCGGACAAUAUCUCUUUUGCGAGUGAUCGAUGUGGAUAAACGGAGAAUUCCAGAUAAACAUUAUGUAUAUGUCAUACAAGUUACCUGGUCUGACGGCAUCACAAACAUUGUCUACAGGCGUUAUAGCAAGUUCUUUGAUUUUCAGACCAAGUUACUUGACAAAUUCCCAAUAGAAGCAGGAUUAGUGGAUCCAUCUCAACGCAUGAUCCCAUUUCUACCAGGUAAAAUACUUUUUGGCAGAAGUCAAAUAAGAAGAGUUGCAGAGGAAAGACAAAAAGAGAUAGACGCUUACUGUCAGGCCCUCAUUAAACUGCCUACUAAUAUAUCAGAAUGUGACGAUGUCCUCAAUUUCUUCACAACAAAACCUGAGGAUAUCAACCCUGUGUUAAGAAAGCCAUCGAAAAAGAAAGAAAUUGAGCACAUAUCUGAGCCUUUGGCUCUUGAUCAAUACAUUGCUGUUGCUAAGUAUGACAGACAACAAAGCAACGAAGUUUCACUAAAAGCAGGAAUGGCAGUGGAGGUGGUGGAGAGAAAUGAAACUGGCUGGUGGUUUGUUGUUGCGGAUGAGGAACAAGGAUGGGCACCAUGCUCAUAUCUUGAGAAGGAAGAUGGGACAAAGGAAAAUGGUGUCAAACUUCGACCAGGAAAAGAAGAGAGGUAUGUGUGCAACCAUGCAUACAGUCCCAUGAAUGAUGAUGAGAUACAGCUUCAUGUAGGCCUUGUAUUGGAGGUCAUAGAGAAAAACCCUGAUGGAUGGUGGAAAGCUAGACAUGGGACCUCAAAAGGGUGGGUACCGGCAGCUUAUUUAGACAAGGCAGAUUCGCAACAGGCUAGAGUUAUAUCUAUGAUAGUGGAUGGUCCUGUUGAGCACAUACAGACACCUUUAGAUGCUAGCUCUAUGAAGCCUAAAGUACGACCAAAGACUACAACACCAAGUUCAACCACCACACAAGGGAACAUGGCUUUACAUAUAAGCCCCAAGCUGGGAAGACAACAGCUGCCCCCAAGGAAGAACUCUGUGAAAGCAGUCUCAGCUAAGUGUAAAGCCAAACCACCCAGACCCCAACCCCCAAAUGUAGCUCCUCACACAAAGACCACUGCAGACUUCCAGUCUAAUAUACAAGAUGGCAUAAGUUUCCGUAAAGGCCAAAAUGUAAAGGUGUUACAACGCAGCAGUAAAGGCUGGUGGUAUGUUGACAUAGAAGGAGAACAAGGAUGGGCACCCACUCAUUUCAUAGAAUGUCAUGAUAAACAGGACCAGAAAUCAGUCCCAAUACAAAGUGGUAGCAAUCAGCCACAAACUACUGGUAGAUCCACAUCAUCACAAGCAGUCUCAAAAAGCAUCAACAAACUUCAGAAAACAGGCAAUUCAAACCAAACAAGACGACAAAAUACGGAGGCCAGUAAGCUUGCACCAGCAUCUAAAAUUGCAGCUGUGUUUGAACAGAGCAGGUCCAAUGAAGCUAAAGGUGGGCAUAAGCUGAAGAGAAAACCGACAAGACCUAGUCCACCAAAACUGAAGGGAACACCAUUGGGUCCACCCAAACCACAAAGGGGAACAAUUAACGUGCAAUAUGAAGACGAUGAUGACAGUGAAUGGGAUAGCGAUGGUGACGUUAAUGAAUAUGAAAAUAUAGAUGAUUCUUGGAUUGACCAAGUGCCAAAUGCAAAGGAUACUCCUGUUGAGGAUAGUAUUCAAAUUAUGGCUAAUGUGAUACAUGAUUUUGAAGCUGCGAGUAAAACUGAGAUUAGUGUAAAGAAGGGUUCGGUAGUUGAGGUGCUUGACAUGAAUAAUCAACAUUGGUGGUUAGUUAAAACCAACAAUGAGGAAGGAUGGGUGUCUAGGGAUUAUCUACUACUUAAGCAACUCAAAGGUACUCAAGCCAAUAAAGAUAAUGAUGAUAAUAUCUACCAGAAUGCCUCUGUGUUCAGGAAGCCUAGCUUGCCAGCAAAACCAAAACAUGUCAUUUCUAAAAAACUAGGAAUUCGAACUGAUGUUGCGAUCAAAAAUAUUCCUAUGAAAUCUCCACGUUUGAAGAGUUCACCUUGGAGUGAAUAUAAAUCAGGGAAGUCAGCUUCCAUGGAACGUGGAGUUAAACUACGCAGUGCAAGUCACACAUCAACUGAUAGUUCUAAAGGUAACAUGACAAAGCCAGAGACUGUUGGGAAUGGGGUAGUGAAUUUAAAUAGAUCAGCUCCUAAAACAAACAAUUCUCAUGUUAGUCAGAAUUGCCAGCAGAAUGAACUCAGUCAAAUAUUAAGAAAGAUGGGAAGAAGUAAAAUUGAAUGAGGACUUUAUAUGAGGUCAUUUAUAUUACACUGGAACAAUGGCAUUUGCUUUCAUUUUGAGAGAUAUCAUUUUUAAUCAGAAGUCAAUGUCAGUAUCUGCAUGUCAGUAAAAAUCUUUAUAAAGCUCCUUAGUAAUUAGAGAGAUUUCACAAUUCACUUAAAGCGAGUUCAUUAUUCCCUUACAACCCAUAACUUAUGAAGCGUUUGAUUA
Molecule: messenger RNA, 2554 nt
Organism: Owenia fusiformis
Lineage: Eukaryota; Metazoa; Annelida; Polychaeta; Sabellida; Oweniidae
Source: the annotation of a GenBank genome assembly